Molecule: messenger RNA, 1192 nt
Organism: Hibiscus syriacus
Lineage: Eukaryota; Viridiplantae; Streptophyta; Magnoliopsida; Malvales; Malvaceae
Exons: 5
Coding region: 149-1024 (291 amino acids)
Source: RefSeq, a predicted model, not a curated record
CCGACACCGUUUAGCAAAUUCCUUCCACAUGCGUUGCGUUUUGUUGCCCAUCGUUCUAUAUCCUCAGACAUUGCUUGACAGAGCAGUUGUUUAGAGCUUGCUGGGAGAAAAAAAAUCAUUAACCUUCAAAUUCUUCAUAAAUUCAGGAAUGGAUUUAUUAGUCUCAGGUUGGAAUUUAAAGCAGCUUUCAAUUCCAGUAUCACCUUCGCUUCCACUUGUACCACCAGCAUCUCCAUUUCCCGCCGCUACUACUUGUAGUUGUAGCUUUUACAAGUCUCGAGUAUCAGCACGCAAGGUUUCGUCCCCAUUUCGGGCACAUCCUUUGGAUAGAAACUCAAACAAGUCCUCUCCUCCGUUUGUAAUUUACGCCAGGAAGAAAAACACCAAGUCCGAGCCGCCUUUGGAACCAACCCUUGUUGAAGAAGUUUCAAUUGACGAGGAAGAUGAGCAGCUUUUCUUUGAUGACUUCGAAGAUGAUGAAGCAAUGAUGGACGAGGAUGAUGAUUUUUUCGAACAGGAGUUUGCAGAAAAUGAUACUGAACUCUAUGUUGGUGAUGGAGCUGGAGGAGGAGGAAUUUCUCUUGCUGGAACAUGGUGGGAUAAAGAAGCAUUAUUAUUAGCUGAGGAAGUAUGUCAAUCCUUUGGUGGUGAUUUGGGCAUAUAUGCCUUCAAAACAUUAUCAAAUUCCUCCAUUCAAGUCCGUGUCGAAAGGCUCACAAAUAAAUCUGGUUCCCCUAGCAUGGAAGAUAUUGAAGCCUUUUCUGUAAGUUACAGAGAAAAAUUGGAUGAAGCUGAACUUGCAAGAUCAGUAGCAGAGAAUAUAACCUUGGAGGUUUCAUCUCCUGGUGUUGAGAGAGUAGUUCGGAUACCAGAAGAUCUUGACCGGUUCAAGGACCGCUCUCUGUAUGUGAAAUAUGUGACUGAGAUGCUGACAGCGGUAAACUGUCAGAAGCUGAUGGUGUUUUCAGGCUUGUCUCUUUUGACAUGGAAACAAAAUGUUGCACCUGGGGUAUGGCUGAUGUGAGAAUAAACAGAGAAAAAGCAGGGAAAGGGAGACCACUUAGCAAAAAACAGAGAGAAUGGCGUUUGGAAACUACAUUCGAUUCUUUACGCUUAGUUCGACUGUAUUCUGAAAUGUGAAUGCUGUCUUUUCUUUUCUCCUCCCACAACAUACAUAGUGAAUCAGCUAGGU